Molecule: messenger RNA, 7028 nt
Organism: Nematostella vectensis (starlet sea anemone)
Lineage: Eukaryota; Metazoa; Cnidaria; Anthozoa; Actiniaria; Edwardsiidae
Product: myoferlin
Exons: 60
Coding region: 146-6658 (2170 amino acids)
Biological process (GO): plasma membrane organization; membrane fusion
Cellular component (GO): membrane
Source: RefSeq, a predicted model, not a curated record
UUACACGGUUUAUAAACCCAACCGAACGCCUUGCAUGGUUGGAGCGAGUGGCGUGGCUGAGCGAAGACCCUCAACGCUCAGUUUUAUGUCUUCAUUUAGCUUUUGAGUCUUGGACGAACUCUAAACUCGUCAAACUGACGCAACCAUGCUAAAGGUUACCGUCCAGAAGGCUACCAACCUACCCGAUGUAGAUUCAUUUGGCAAGAGUGAUCCGUAUGCCAAGAUUAGCUUUCAAGGUGUUGAACACAAGACAGAUCACAUCAAGGACGAGCUCAACCCCGUCUGGAACAAAGAAUUCUCAUGGGAUCUUGGUGGAAAACCCCUGAACCCAGAUGAGAAGCUUACAUGUGUCAUCAAGGACUAUGAGAAAAUCGGCUUCAACAAGGUGCUUGGAGAAUGCGAGGUGCCCCUGCGCGAUCUAGUGCGAGGCAAGCAGCGUCAGAUCCAGGAGACCUACGCUCUUCAGGAUGGAAAGAAAAGACCCACAGCUGCCUCCGUUGAGCUACAGAUAGUGUACGAGCCACCGCCAGGGGAAAAAGAUGAGUCAGGUGAUGGCGGAGAUGCUGAUGAGGGCGGGGAGACAGAGGCAGGAGAAGAGUUUGAUGAAGGAGGAGAAGAGGGCGGCGAAGAGGGCGGCGAGGAGGCAGGAGGGCCACCCGGCUCAGCUGCCGCCAAGAAAAGAGCGCAGAAUAGGAAACGUGCUCGAGGUAGGCGUGGUCGCCGUAGAUGGUCAGACAAAGUUCAGGAUUUCCAGAUUCGGGUGAAAAUUCUAGAAGGUCGCCAGCUGUCGGGAAAUAACAUUCACCCAGUGGUUCGUGUGGCAAUGUCCAAUCAGAAGCGAGAAACGAAGAUCGUGCGCUCCACCAAUAAGCCAGUGUACAACGAGAGUUUCACCUUUAAUUUCCACACUUCUGAGGCUGAGCUAUUCGAUGACUUGUUCUGUCUAGAGGUUUUCAAUUCUAAGAAACUCCGAUCAGAUGCUCUUAUUGGUUUUUUCGAGUCUGACAUAGGAAGCAUUUAUGAAAUGAAAGGUCACGCAUUCGUCCGGAAAUGGGUGUUGUUAACUGGGGCAGGCGGCGAGCAAGAGGAAGGAGACGAGGGUGAGGGGAAGAAGAAAUCUGCGAUGGGCGGAGCUCCAGCGGGCUACCUGAAGGUGACGGCGAUGGUACUAGGACCAGGCGACGAACCUCCAAUCAAGGCAAAACUCCCACCAAAAGAAGAAGAUGAAGAUGAUAUCGAGUCGAAUUGCCUGAUGCCCAUGGGUGUGGCUCGUCAACCAGCUCUCUUUAACCUGAGGAUAUUUCAAGCCGAAGACAUACCUCAAAUGGACUCUGGGAUGGGCCGAAGUAUCAAAAAGUUUUUCAAAGGAAUUUUUGGCGGUGGAAAGAAAGAGGAGGAACAAGGUGCAAAAGGUUUAGUUGACCCAUAUGUUAAAGUCAACUUCUGCGGGAAAAAGAUUGAGACGUCGAUCAAGUAUCAGGAUGACAAUCCAGAGUUCAAGGAACAAGUGAAAAUUCCACUCAUGUUUCCGUCCAUGUGUGAACGAAUCAAGAUUCAGCUAUAUGACUGGGAUCGUGUUGGAAACGAUGACUGUAUAGGAACCGCUUUCUUGUCUCUCUCAUCAAUUUCAGGGCAAGGAGACGAAGGCUUUCCGCCGACGUUUGGUCCAUGUUUCGUAAAUUUCUACGGGUCGCCACGUGAGUUUUCCGAGCUCCCAGAUCAAGAUGACGCACUCAACAAGGGAAUUGGUGAGGGCGUGGCCUAUCGUGGAAGGGUUCUCAUCGAACUCGAGACCACAUUGGGCUCUAAUGAAAUAGAGCAGGAGGUUUCGCAAAUCGAGACUGAGGACAUCGUACGAGUUCAGCCCUUCCUGCGGCGUGAGAAAUACAAGCUUUUCGCGUGUUUCUACGAGGCUACCAUGAUCAAGGACGUGGAUGGGCCUGUCGAGUUUGAAGUCAGCAUAGGUAACUAUGGUAACAAGAUGGACGAGUCAGUCGCCCCUGCAAACACCGCGCCCUCCAACCCUCUGUUUGACGGUUGCCACUACAACUAUCUCCCUUGGGGCAACGAGAAACCCGUGGUUGUGGUAGAGAGCUUCUGGGAGGAUAUCGCUUUUAGACUAGAGCCACUCAACCUCAUCAGCAGAUUGUGUGACAAACUGGAAGUUAAUGUCAAGCGAGUCAGAAGCGCACUUGACGCACCCACCCCUCCUAAGGAAGAUGCCUUUGUCCCAAUGGUGACAUCAAUUCUAGAAGUCCUCAUCUCAGACUGCAUGAAGGAGCAAGACCGCUUUGAGAAUGAGAUCCUUAAGCUUCAAGGUCACCGCAACCGACUUGAUAUCCUGACGGAAAAGCUGAGGAGCGAGGAACUGAAACUUGUAGCGGUGGAAGCCACUGAAUUGAAGAGUGGGCUUGAGUUCCCUGGUGCCGAGAUCAACAUGGAGCAGACCGUGGGAGAACUGAACGGAUAUCUGCAGAGACUGCGGGAUGUUGCCAUCGAGCCCCAGAACUGUAUCCCAGACGUGAUCGUGUGGAUGAUAAGUGGGUCGGAGCGCAUCGCGUACUACCGUAUUCCUGCACAAGAAGUCUUAUUCUCAACCACGCCUGACGCCUGUGGCAAAAUAUGCGGAAAAACAGUGGAACUCAGACUGAAGUACCCAGGCAAAAAGGGCCAAGACUUGAAGGAUCACCCAGAGAUCCCCGCUCUCGUCCGUGUGGAGCUGUGGUUUGGUCACGAGAAGUACCAGGACAACUGGACGGCACGAGAGAAGAGCGAGGGAGACUUCAUCGUCUACGCGGAAACGUAUGAGAACGAGAUAAAGAUAGGCCCCGUAUGGACCAAGAAGGCUUGCCCGCGACCAGGUUUCUCAAGCCCUGAUGGGGAGCUGGAGCUUCCUCCGGAUAAGUUCAUCGAGCCCUCAGGGUGGAAGUUCCUGGGAGACUGGGAGAAGAAACCAGAGCUAAGCUUGAUGCAUGACAAAGAUUCUGGCCGCAAGACUUUUGUGGAAGAGCUCUACGAGCAAGGAGCACGAAAUUUCCCCGGGGGAGAAUGGGGUGGGGCGAAAAUCCAAUGGACGGAUGUGGGAGGAGACCAAACCACUUCCCCUCAGGAAAAAGCCACCCCGCCUGGAUGGGUGUGGGCCAGCCCGCAAUGGGUGGUGGACAAGAACCGGGCUGUUGAUGGUGAAGGCUGGGAGUACACGGUAGACUUAUCAUAUGGAGUGUACAGCCCGGUGCAGAAGGCGUACCAUCUCAGUCGAAGACGUCGUUGGGUCAGGCGACGUGACCUCAAGCACCCAGAAAGCACCAAGAAACAGGAGCAUUUCCAGAAACUGCUUCUGGAGGGCUGGGAGUACGCCCCCGUCUUCACUAUGAAGUUCCACGCCAAGGAACGCAAGAUGGAUUUCGUUCGUCGCCGAAGAAUGAUGAGAAAGCUGAUUCCGGAGGGCGGCGGCAAAAUCGACCCCAAGAAGAGCAAGCUUCCACCGAUCCUGAGGGUUCAAUUAAAGAGCAAGGAUGCUGAGAGUGCGUUGCUGAUUAAUCCCCGUAUCUUCGUCGCGUUCCAGAAGCCGCACAAGUUCCAGAUGUGGGCGUACGUGUACCAAGCACGUGACCUGCUCGCCAAAGAUGAAUCUGGAAUGAACGACCCGUAUGUGCGAGUGGCAUUCGCGAACCAGAGUCAGAUGACGGAGGUGAAGCAGAAGACUCUGUGUCCCACAUGGGAUCAGACUUUGAUCUUCCACGUGGACCUUUUCGACUCUCUUGAGAACAUUCAGCGCAACCCGCCCACAGUCGUGAUGGAACUCUUUGAUAAAGAUCAAGUGGGGCAACACCACCUGGGGAAUCUCGACUCAAAAUUUCUGGGCAAAGACGACUUUCUAGGUCGUACGGAGUUUAAGCCUUACCCGCGCAUACAUGGAAAUGAAGGUCCUGCGUGCAAGCUGCUCUGGUACCCAAUCUCCCACGGUGACGAGGACGGCGGUGAAAUACUUGCUGCCUGCGAACUGUUCUUGGACGAUGGAGUGGUGAAUAUCCCUCACCCACCCACCCCUCGUGAUGCCGAGGGAGAGAUCCUGCCUGUACGUGACCGAAUCCGCCCCGUCCUGCAGAAGACAGUGGUAGAGGUUCUCUGUUGGGGAGUACGUAACAUGAAGAAGUACCAACUUGCUAGCAUCAAAUCUCCCAGUGUGCAAUUCGAGAUUGGCGGUGAGAUCAUCCAGUCGGACAUCUUGACCGACGCGAAAAAGUUCCCAAACUUCGGCCGACCAAUCUUGCCACGAAAAAUCAUCAACCUUCCCGUGGAAGAGAUGUACACUCCCCCAAUGAACAUCCGAAUCCAUGACAACAGGACUUUUGGCCGCAAGCCCACCGUGGCCGUGCACUCUAUCAAGUCUUUGACGCGAUUCCGCUGCGCCGCACCCACGCCUGCAGGACAGAUACAGGUUGAAGUUGAGACUCCAAGACCAGCGGCCCCCAGGACUCCACCGUUAGGAGGCCCUGCCGCCCCAGGUCAACCAGCGGAAGGCGUAGUCCCGGUCACAUCCCCCGACGGGACCCCUGCUCCUGGAGUAGGACCCCCCGAAGAUGGGGGUAUGGGACAGCGUUCACCUUCCCCUGCGGGCAAGCGUGACCCUUCAAAGUAUCAGAAGCUCGAGGGAGAAACGGAGCCCGAUCCACCUAAGCCAGCGCCUAAAAAGAAGGGGCCCAAGAAAACACCAGAGGAGAAAGCAAAGGAGGCAGAAUCGCACAAGUUUGACUGGUGGUCCAAGUAUUACGCGUCCUUGAAUCAGACCGAAGACAGUAAGAGUGAGAAGUUGUUGAAGCUAGUGUCAUCUGACGAUCCGGAUGCCAACGUGCACGUCGAGAAGUACCGUGAGAUGGGAUACGAUCAUCUGACCGUCUACCCGAAGGAGCUGGAGAAAAUAGAGGAGUUCGGAGGUUUGGAAGAUAUGAUUGCUUCGUUCUCUCUCUAUCGUGGAAAAGCCAAAAAGCGCGACGACGAUGACGAGGAGACGCAGAAGGUCGUCGGGGAGUUCAAGGGCACUUUCCGUAUCUACCCGCUACCCGAGGCCGAAGGAGUCGACCCCGACCUACCCGAGACUGUGUUCACAAACCUACCACCCAAUGAGCCAAUUGACUGCGUAGUGCGCGUCUAUAUCCUUAGCGCCAUUGAUCUUCAGCCCCAGGACCCAGGAGGCUUGGCUGAUCCGUACGUGGUGGUCCAGCUCGGAAAGAAGAAACUGGACAACAAAGACCAGUACAAGCCUAACACCCUUAACCCCAUUUUUGGCAAGAUGUUUGAGCUUGACGCGGUGAUCCCUGUGCACAAGGACCUCAAGAUUACCCUGAUGGACUAUGACCUGCUUACCCGAGAUGACAUGAUCGGAGAGACCGUGAUUGAUCUAGAGCAGCGGCUUCUCACACGCUACAGGGCCAAGUGCGGCAUCCCAAAGACAUACUGCGACUCAGGUCCCAACCAGUGGCGCGACCACAAACGGCCGAUGGAGUUGCUGAGGGAGUGGUGCGAGGAGACCGAGAAGAACUUUAAGUUCUACAAAGGGACAAAAGACGGCACCCCUGACCGUAUUGUCGUCGGGUACAGAGUCUAUCAGCUCGACGAGUUCGAGGAUUUCGACGAGGAGAACAAGCCAAACGAGCACCUUGGCGCCAAGCACCAACGACUUGCCCUGCACGUGCUCAACCAACUGGAAUUCAUCCCUGAACACGUGGAAACACGUGGCCUCAGGAGCCCAAUGCAGCCCAACAUUGAGCAGGGUAAGGUUCAGCUGUGGGUGGACAUCUUUCCGAAAAACGAAGGCGUCUUAAAACCGUCCGUAGAUAUAACAGCACGCGAGCCCACCAAUUACGAGCUGCGUGUGAUUGUGUGGAAUACCUCCGGCGUCAUCAUGGAUGAAACAUCCAUCACAGGCGAGCAGAUGAGCGAUAUCUAUGUGAAGGGUUGGCUCGAAGGCAUGGGUGACGAUAAAGAGAAGACAGACGUGCACUACAGAUCUCUAGAUGGCGACGGGAACUUCAACUGGCGUAUGGUCUUCAACUUCCUUUAUCUGCCCAUCGAGAAGAAGAUGGUGAUUCGUGAGAAGGAGCAUUUUUGGAGCCUGGAUGCCAAAGAAGUAAGACUUGCUCCUCGUCUGAACAUGCAAAUCUGGGACAAUGACACUUUCUCCUACGACGACUUCCUUGGUAGUUGUCAACUCGACCUUAUUAAGCUUCCAAAGCCUUGUCAGACUGCCAAGCGAUGCGGGACAAGUCGAGAUCCCGGCAAGAACGGCGAGUACGUAGAUCUGUUCCAGCAACACUCUAUCCAGGGAUGGUGGGCGUGCUACCAGGAGGGAAUCGAGGAACCAACGGGUAAGAUUGAGAUGACAAUCGAAGUUCUCAAUUCAAACGAAGCUGCUGUCAAACCCGCUGGCAAAGGACGCGACGAGCCGAACCAGAACCCUCACCUUGAUGAGCCAAACCGCCCCGCCACCUCGUUCUUGUGGUUCACGUCACCGUUCAAGACGCUCAAGUACAUCAUCUGGCGUAACUACAAGUGGCUCAUCAUCGGGCUUCUAAUCCUUAUCAUCAUCAUUGCACUUGUCGUCAUCUUCGUCUACAGCAUGCCGGGAUACACUGUCAAGAAGAUGUUCGGUGUGUGAGCUUAAACGUACUGUAGUUCUCUUUUGGCGCCAUUUUCAACAAGAAAUCUAGCGCGUUAGAUAUCCGUGAUUUCGUGCGUAAAUAAAUGCGUUAGGCUUUAUUUGGAUACUAGGCAAAUAAGUUAACAUCAUGGCUAGGUAAUAUUAUGGUCCUUGUUUUUUUUCGUAAUGUGAAGGUAAAUAUAUGAAUGUAAUAAUUGAAAUCAAGCCAGUAUUUUUGACAUUUGGUAACUCAAGGGAGAAACAUGGGAUGUAGGACAUCUAGAUCUAGGAACAAUUAGAAAUCCAUACAUGAAAAAAAUGGUCUUCUAGUCUGUUUAGUGACUGGUAAAAGUAAUGAAAACAGAAAAUAAACACGAUAUCAUCUGUC